CAUGCUAAUUGACUGUUCCUCAAACAACCAUUGUUGCCUGUUGCUCUGUAAGAUUCUGCGAUUCUGUCGCUGACCAUUUUGAUGGUGCUUUCCACCAUCUCCUCCUGUGUCCUCCUCCUGACCCUGCUAGUCCAGGAAGAGGGAUAAUCAUUCUGUGAACGAGUCAGUUCCACUAUUGUGAGACUACUUCGCUAGGGUUUCUACGAUUCCCCUGAGCAUUAGCUCCUCUCUGCGACAAAUUCUAUCCCAGCAGUUAGUUUCUUUGGCUCCCCGACUGCUACGGUACCUCCUCGUGACGCAAGCAUAUCAGUCUCUCGAGCUAGGGUUCACAUUAGAGCGAAUUUCUUCCUUCAGUAAUGGCUUCCACGGGGAAGAAUACGAGGAUGGUUUUAGCUCAGAAGCCGAUGUAUCUAUUGAGACAGGUUCUUAAAGACAUAUGCCUACAGAACGGCUGGACGUACUCGGUGUUCUGGAGGUUGAAACGGCGCGCUGUACCUCGCACACAGCAGAGUGUGCCGUCAAGAGGAAAUCGCAUUAUGAAACGCCAAGAAGAUGAUGAGUGGGUUCUGAUGUGGGAGGACGGGUAUCUCGUUCCGCAAGCCGUGCUGAAGAAGCUCGACGCUCAGAUGGAGCGGCUAAGGGACGCUGCUGUAGGCGGCGCUGCUGGCUGCAGCGCUCAGAUCCCCGCGCUGGAGCAGCUCUCGUACGACUGGAAGCAGCUGCACGCCAGCUUCCUCCGGUUCUCAUACCAGAUCUACAACUACGGCGAAGGGUUGAUGGGGCAGGCUGUGUCAGCGGAGGCAGCUGAGUGGGUGUACAACGACUCCAAGUACUAUCGCGCAGAUGCCCUCGACUCCGUGCAGAACCAACACCCGCCUGGAUGGGAUGAGCAUUUCGCGUCAGGCAUCAAGACUAUCGCUGUGAUUCCAGUUCCUGGUGGAGCCGUACAGAUCGGUUCCGUUCUCCCGGUGAAAGAGGAUCCGUCUGUGUCCAAGCUUCUCCGAGAGAAGUUUGAGCAAUUGCAAAAGAUCCCAGGGGUCUUCCUUCCAGACUUCAUCCCAGAAACAUCGUCUUCACCUGCAACCAUCUCCGACUCCAUGCCGGCCUCCAUGUCCUUCAAUGCCAUGCAGUCCACCGCCCUUGCUCCCCUCAGCACAUCGCAACCCAUGACCAGUCUUGCUGGUUCGGCCCCAAUGCAAACUCAAGGGACGGAUAAAUCUGCACUGCUUCCAUGGAUAUUGAACUGGAAUGGAUUCGUCUAAGUUACUUAUAUGCCUGGGGGGGUGUCCAACCAAGGCGAUCUGCUACACAGAUUCCUUGGUUGUCUCCACCACUGUUUAGUUCAUUUUAUGCCUUGUCCAUAAUUGGACUUGAAUAAACAUGUAAAUCGCUAGGUAUGAGAGGGUGGCAUAUUGUUUUGUAAUGCUUCUCUAUUAUCUAAUAAGCUCUACAAGCAAUU
Molecule: messenger RNA, 1459 nt
Organism: Closterium sp. NIES-67
Lineage: Eukaryota; Viridiplantae; Streptophyta; Zygnematophyceae; Desmidiales; Closteriaceae
Source: the annotation of a GenBank genome assembly